UCCAGAACAUUCUGAAGAAGACGGAGGAGAACUCUGAGAGAGAGACGACCGCCAUCCAAGCCCACGGGGAGUUGGAGCGGAUUGUCAGAGAAUGCAAUGAGGGAGUGAGGAAAAUGGGGCGUACUGAAGAGCUGAUCAGCCUCGAGAAAACCCUCGAGUUCAAGUCAAAGUCAGUGCCGGUCAUCUCUCACUCCCGCUGGCUCCUGAAGAAGGGCCCUCUGCUGCAGAUGUCGGGGCCUAAGAGCACUAGGACCCUGAAGACCAGGAAGCUCUACACGCCCCUCUACCUCUUCCUCUUCAACAACCUGCUGCUCGUCACCAAGCCCAGUGGCGAUCGGUUCCAGGUGCUUGACUCGUGCAGUCGCUCCAUGCUGCGCACUGAAGACCUGGAGGAUCAGGGUCAGACUCUGGCCCACGCCUUCAACCUGCGUCUGAUGGAGAACCAGGAGGACAGGACCGUCAGCUACCUGCUCAAGGCCGGCAGCAUGAGUGAUAAACUGAGGUGGAUGUGUGCUCUCACACCAAAUCGACGCACACGUUUCCUUUCAACCAGCGCCCAUCAACCAGAUGCCCCCCAGGUCCAGUGUAUCCAGUCCUACUCUGCCCAGGGUCCUGAUGAGCUCUCUAUUGAGAUGGCUGACGUGCUGCACAUCCUUGAGAAAACAGACGAUGGUUGGAUGAUGGGAGAGCGUCUCCAUGACAGCGAGCGGGGCUGGUUUCCGUGGCGGGUCGUCGAGGAGAUCCAGAGUGCAGAUCUCCGUGCGCAGAACCUCCGAGUGUGUCAGCGCAUUCAGCAGGCUCAGGGGACCCGCGGGCGACACACACACUCACGCUCACACACACACUCACACUCACACACACUGUCACACUCACACACAGUGACUGGCACCUUCUAA
Messenger RNA from Clupea harengus (Atlantic herring), 896 nucleotides. Its product is annotated as ephexin-1-like. The record is from RefSeq and is a predicted model, not a curated record. NCBI's taxonomy places the organism in Eukaryota, Metazoa, Chordata, Actinopteri, Clupeiformes, Clupeidae. The coding region runs from base 114 to 896 and encodes 260 amino acids. The transcript has 7 exons. Gene Ontology annotation, molecular function: protein binding; guanyl-nucleotide exchange factor activity. Gene Ontology annotation, biological process: activation of GTPase activity.